GCUUUGAUAAUUUAAAAGAACAACUUGAAUUGAUCUGACUACCAACUCAGCAUCAAUAAAACACCUGAGGAGUUUAAUGCAACCUUUUAAAAAUACCACAUACUGAGAAGCAGCAGAGUUUGUGGAAAGGAAUCUGGAGUUUGAAACUUCAGCAUACAGUGAGUUUCUUGUAAGUAGCAAUAGUGCUGGACUCUAAACUCCUCUGCAGACGAAAUGCAUAGAAGAGCAGCAGCUGUUUUGGGGAUGAAGGUGGUUAUAAUGAAGCUGAUGCUGUUUGGAAUCCAUGUGAACUCAGCACCAACUGACAGAAGAGAAGAAACGACUGAACUACCAGGGUUUGGGACACCAUCAGAUCUUUCACCACCUGGCACUCUGGCAUCAUCUGUCCUGUCGAAAGCCUCCCCAUUAAAUACGAGUCAAUGCAUGAAUUUUUGUCUUUUUAGCAUAAAAACAGCUGGGCUUGAUAAAAUGACAAGAAUUGCAGAAAAACUUACUCAACAAAGUAUCACUGCUGGGAUUAUGGCUGGAAGAUCACAAACAAAUACAGACACACCCAGGCCAGAUAAUCGAGCCAAGAUACUGAAGAUGAUCUCAGUCCUUGCAGAGCUGCACAAAACCUUCAACAGCACACUGAGUUCACAAAUCACUCUGAUCCCUCAUGCAAACAGCAAAAAUCCCAGAAGAAAAAGUAAAGUGCUCCCUGCUCCAGUAAAGACGACUGCUGCCACUCUGUCAGCCUCACUGACCACAGCCUCCAGGUCAGGCCCAGAUUCUGUUGCCCUGAGUGAGCCGGGCCGAAACUUCAGGAAGUCUCUGCCACCACAGACCAAGAAGACCAACAAAAGAGUGUGUUUCUGGAAGUAUUGUUCCCAGAACUGAAGCCUCCCAGCUGACCCUGGUGUCCAUUCCUCACUAGUUACAUAUAUAUGUCUGAUAUUCCUACCGGCGAUAUCUUCUCAACUAAUCAUCCACUCAGCCAUCUAUCCCAACAGAGCCAGUCACAAACAAUUCUGUCUUGUUCUGUUCCGGUUUCAUUGUCAAGAACUUUGAACGAGCAGUGUGAGAUUAAACUGGUUAUUUUACAGUAAUGAAAUGGUUAAAUAGAGGUUAUCAAUAGUGCAAACAGAAUACCUGCUACAACAGUAAGUUGACUGCAUAGUGAAUGUAUCCUUUUCUCUGCUGUGUCUUUCCUCUGACUUGUGCUAGGAAACUGUUGCCAGGCUUCAGAAAGCACCAUGUCUCCCCUCAGGCUGGCGCCAGUCUUGACUUGGCCCUUUUCAUUUCCUCAUUUAUUAACAAGACUGACCAAUCAAAAACAGACGAUGUGUGCUCGUGGUCUGGGCACAUGAAAAGAUAGCUUUGUUAACCACAUUCUGUUAAAGGAUGCGCACAUGUCAGUUUUGUGUUUGUGCCAUGUUUAAAAUAAAAUUCAUCAGUUGCAUGACAAACAGCAGCCAUGGCCACAAUGUAAGAAAAAUGUCAUCAGCUUUCUGUAGUUUCACUGUCAGUUUGAUUCAA
Molecule: messenger RNA, 1518 nt
Organism: Poeciliopsis prolifica (blackstripe livebearer)
Lineage: Eukaryota; Metazoa; Chordata; Actinopteri; Cyprinodontiformes; Poeciliidae
Gene: urp2
Product: urotensin II-related peptide
Exons: 5
Coding region: 214-879 (221 amino acids)
Biological process (GO): blood vessel diameter maintenance; regulation of blood pressure
Cellular component (GO): extracellular region
Molecular function (GO): hormone activity
Source: RefSeq, a predicted model, not a curated record